Molecule: messenger RNA, 6016 nt
Organism: Salvelinus namaycush (lake trout)
Lineage: Eukaryota; Metazoa; Chordata; Actinopteri; Salmoniformes; Salmonidae
Exons: 11
Coding region: 170-4843 (1557 amino acids)
Molecular function (GO): protein binding
Source: RefSeq, a predicted model, not a curated record
AUGCAAGUCACUAGUAAACAGAUUCAAUCUUGUCCUUUUUCAGCAGUCUACCUUGUGUUUAGUCAGGUUAUGAACCCAACGAUCUACUGUGAACCCAAAGAUCUACUGUGAUACCGUUGGAACAACUGUUUGGACAAAUGUACUGAAGUAAAACAGCACUACCUCUAAAAUGAGUCUCUCAGAGGUGAAUGGGGAGGGCGCUGACGCAACCAGGCGUAUCUUUGAGGACCCCGACACUGUAAAAGAAGCUGAAAGGGUUCAUCAGAAGAGACCAGUCUCCCCUGUACCCAGCUGUCUGUCCAUGAAGAGUGACUGGUCUAAGGAUGUACCUCUAUUUUUCGGGUCGGAGAGACCAGUCUCCCCUGUACCCAGCUGUCUGUCCAUGAAGAGUGACUGGUCUAAGGAUGUACCUCUAUUUUUCGGGUCGGAGAGACCAGUCUCCCCUGUACCCAGCUGUCUGUCCAUGAAGAGUGACCGGUCUAAGGAUGUACCUCUAUUUUUCGGGUCGGAGAGACCAGUCUCCCCUGUACCCAGCUGUCUGUCCAUGAAGAGUGACUGGUCUAAGGAUGUACCUCUAUUUUUCGGGUCGGAGAGACCAGUCUCCCCUGUAUCCAGCUGUCUGUCCAUGAAGAGUGACCGGUCUAAGGAUGUACCUCUAUUUUUCGGGUCGGAGAGACCAGUCUCCCCUGUACCCAGCUGUCUGUCCAUGAAGAGUGACUGGUCUAAGGAUGUACCUCUAUUUUUCGGGUCGGAGAGACCAGUCUCCCCUGUACCCAGCUGUCUGUCCAUGAAGAGUGACCGGUCUAAGGAUGUACCUCUAUUUUUCGGGUCGGAGAGACCAGUCUCCCCUGUACCCAGCUGUCUGUCCAUGAAGAGUGACCGGUCUAAGGAUGUACCUCUAUUAUUCGGGUCGGAGAGACCAGUCUCCCCUGUAUCCAGCUGUCUGUCAAUGAAGAGUGACCGGUCUAAGGAUGUACCUCUAUUUUUCGAGCCGGAGAGACCAGUCUCCCCUGUACCCAGCUGUCUGUCCAUGAAGAGUGACCGGUCUAAGGAUGUACCUCUAUUAUUCGGGUCGGAGAGACCAGUCUCCCCUGUAUCCAGCUGUCUGUCAAUGAAGAGUGACCGGUCUAAGGAUGUACCUCUAUUUUUCGAGUCGGAGAGACCAGUCUCCCCUGUACCCAGCUGUCUGUCCAUGAAGAGUGACCGGUCUAAGGAUGUACCUCUAUUAUUCGGGUCGGAGAGACCAGUCUCCCCUGUACCCAGCUGUCUGUCCAUGAAGAGUGACCGGUCUAAGGAUGUACCUCUAUUAUUCGGGUCGGAGAGACCAGUCUCCCCUGUAUCCAGCUGUCUGUCCAUGAAGAGUGACCGGUCUAAGGAUGUACCUCUAUUAUUCGGGUCGGAGAGACCAGUCUCCCCUGUAUCCAGCUGUCUGUCAAUGAAGAGUGACCGGUCUAAGGAUGUACCUCUAUUUUUCGGGUCGGAGAGACCAGUCUCCCCUGUAUCCAGCUGUCUGUCAAUGAAGAGUGACCGGUCUAAGGAUGUACCUCUAUUUUUCGAGUCGGAGAGACCAGUCUCCCCUGUACCCAGCUGUCUGUCCAUGAAGAGUGACUGGUCUAAGGAUGUACCUCUAUUUUUCGAGCCGGAGAGACCAGUCUCCCCUGUACCCAGCUGUCUGUCCAUGAAGAGUGACCGGUCAAUGGAUGCACCAGUAAUAACAGAACCAAAAGUCCAAUGUGAGAAACUACAGGUUGAAGCUACCCAGAAUCAACGAACGGAUGUGAACUCAAUAUUCAAGGUGCUUGAAGACCGCGUCAUUGUUUUGGUAAAACGUGAGUUGAAGCGGUUCAAGAGGAUACUGAAUGAAGUUCAGAGGGACGAUGAGGAAGUGGUAGAUGCUGAAGAUGAGAAGCAGGAGAGCAGUGCCAGAGAUGGGGCUCUGAAGAUCACACUACACAUCCUGAGGAACAUGAACCAGAAGGAGCUCGCUGACACACUGGAGAACAGUCUUCUAGGAGAACUUGUUGCGUGUCAACAGAAACUCAAAUACAAUCUGAACAGGAACUUUAAGAAUGUGUUUGAGGGAAUAGCCAAGCAAGGAAACCCAACUCUUCUCAGUAAGAUCUACACAGAGCUUUACAUCACAGAGGGUGGAAGUGGAGAAGUCAAUAAUGAACACGAGGUGAGACAGAUCGAGGCGGCGUCCAAGAGACCAGCAACACAAGAGACGCCAAUCAAAUGCCACGACAUCUUUAAACCUUUACCUGGACAAGACAAAGAAAUCAGGACUGUGCUGACAAAGGGAGUCGCUGGUAUUGGAAAAACAAUCUCUGUGCAGAAGUUAAUUCUGGACUGGGCUGAAGGAAAAGGAAAUCAUGAAAUCCAAUUGAUAUUUCCACUUCCUUUUCGAGAUCUGAAUAUGAUGAAGGGGAAUAAAUACAGCUUGAUGGAACUUCUUCAUCACUUUUUCAUCGAAACCAAAGAAUCGGGAAUCUCCGACUUUGACAAGUACAAGGUUCUGUUUGUGUUUGAUGGUCUGGAUGAGUGUCGACUUCCUCUUGAAUUCAAGAACAAUGAGCGCUGUUGCGAUGUCACAAAGUCAACGUCAGUGGACGUGCUGCUGACGAACCUCAUCAAGGGGAAUCUUCUUCCCUCUGCUCUCCUCUGGAUAACCUCCCGACCUGCAGCAGCCAAUCAGAUCCCUCCUGAGUGUGUUGACCAGGUGACAGAGAUACGAGGGUUCAAUGACCAACAGAAGGAGGAGUACUUUAAGAAGAGAUACCACGAUGAGAAGAACAUGGCCAGCAGAAUCAUCUCACACAUAAAGACAUCAAGGAGCCUCUACAUCAUGUGCCACAUCCCAGUGUUCUGUUGGAUCUCUGCCACUGUCCUAGAGACGCUGUUGGGUGACGCACAGAGUGGAGAGAUGCCCAAGACUCUGACUCAAAUGUACAAACACUUCCUGAUCUUUACCAUACUGCACAAAAAACAGAAAUUUCCAAAGGGACCAGAGAAAGCGGAGUCAGAUUCACAGAUGAAAACAGAUGAGGAGAUCAUCUUGAAACUGGGAGAACUGGCUUUCAGACAGCUGGAAAAGGGGAAUCUAAUAUUCUACGAGGAAGACCUGAGAGAGUGUGGCAUUGAUGUCACAGAAGCGUCCGUCUACUCAGGAGUGUGUACACAGAUUUUCAGAGAGGAGAAUGGGAUGUACCAGGAGAAGCUGUAUUGCUUUGUGCAUCUGAGCAUCCAGGAGUUUCUGGGUGCUGUGUAUGUGUUUGUCACAUUCAACAACGACAGUUUAAAUCUAAUGGCAGAACCUGAAACCAUCACCAGAAACCACCAGAUGUCUGGUGACAUAUCAAAAGACAAACCUACAGCCAUCCUCCACAAGUGUGCAGUGGACAAGGCCUUACAGAGUGAGAACGGACACCUGGACCUGUUUCUCCGCUUCCUUCUGGGUCUCUCGCUGGACUCCAAUCAGACUUUUCUACGAGGCCUACUGACACAGACAGGAAGCAAGUCACAGACCAAUGAGAUAACGAUCAAUUACAUCAAGGAGAAGAUCAGGGAGAAUCCUUCUCCAGAGAGGUGCAUCAAUCUGUUCCACUGUCUGAAUGAACUGAAUGACCAUUCUCUAGUGGAGGAGAUCCAAAGCUACCUGAGAUCAGGAAGUCUCUCAGAACCCAACCUGUCACCUGCACAUUGGUCAGCUCUGGUCUUUGUGUUGCUGACUUCAGAAGAGGAGCUGGAUGUGUUUGACCUGAAGAAAUACUCCAGAUCAGAGGAAGGUCUUCUGAGGCUGCUACCAGUGGUCAAAGCCUCCAGGACAGUCCUGCUAAAUGGAUGUAACCUCACAGAGAGAUGCUGUGAAGCGUUAGCCUCUGUUCUCAGCUCAAACCCCUCCCAGCUGAGAGAACUGGACCUGAGUGAAAACGACCUGCUGGAUUCAGGAGUGAAGCUGCUCUCUGUUGGACUGGAGAGUCCAAACUGUAAACUGGAGACACUGAGGUUGUCAUUCUGUUUAGUCACAGAGGAAGGCUGUGCUUCUCUGGCUUCAGCUCUGAGGUCAAACCCCUCCCACCUGAGAGAGCUGGACCUUACCCACAAUCACCCAGGAGACUCCGGAGUGAAGCUGCUCUCUGCUAUAGUGGAAGAUCCACAAUAUAAACUGGAGAAACUCAGUGUGGAUUAUAACUCCGAGUGUUGGUUAAAAUCAGCACUUAAGAAAUAUGCCUGUGAAUUGACACUGGAUCCAAACACAGCAUUCAAAAACCUCUCUCUGUCUGAGGAGAACAGAAAGGUGACACGGGUGGACGAAGAGCAGACGUAUCCUGACCACACAGAUAGAUUUGAGAACUGGGAUCAGGUGCUGUGUCAAGAGGGUCUGACUGGACGCUGUUACUGGGAGGUGGAGUGGAUGGGGCACGAGGUCCAUGUAGGUGUAACGUACAGUGGAAUAAGAAGGGAAGGAAGGGGUCAUGACUGUGGACUUGGAUACAAUAACAAGUCCUGGACUCUUAGUUGUAAUAAUGAUAUUUACACUGCCAGGUACAAUAAGAAGCCCAUAACCGUACCUGACCACGCCUUUCGCUCCCACAGAAUAGGAGUGUAUCUGGACUGGCCGGCCGGCACUCUGUCCUUCUACAGCGUUUCCUCUGACACAAUGACCCACCUGCACACAUUCCACUCCACAUUCACUGAGCCCCUCUAUCCAGCAUUUCGGAUCUGGUACUGUGGCGCCUCUCUGUCCCUGUGCCAGUUACCGCUGAGCCAGGUUACCGCUGAGCCAGGUUCCCGCUGUGCCAGGUUCCCGCUGUGCCCCAGUGAAUACAAAGAAAGUAUUUAAAUGACAAAUGAACUGUAGCUUUGACACCAGAACCGGAUCUUGCGGGAGCUCUGGCCUCAGGCCAGUGACAUGUUUUCACCUGUCACAAGGUGAACUGUAGAGCACUUUAAAGCUUAGAUGUAGUUUGCGUAUAUCCAUUGUGCACUUAUCAGGAGUUGACUGUAUUUUGUGUUCGAGUUAUUAAAGUAUCGAACUAUCAGUAUUCUGAGUUCAGUUAUAUGCUAGAUUUGGAGUAUGUAAUUUGUUUUGUCCUUUUCAGUUCUAGAUCAGAGAUUUUAUUAUUAUUUUUAAAAAAGCCUUUGUUUUGUAGAGCAAACUUUGAUGCGACAACAAAACAUUUUGUGUGUGAAGAUUCUGACGUUAAACCUGAGUUUAUUCGCCUGCACAGCAAAGGGAAUCAGUUCAUUGAUGCCUACCUGCACAGCAAAGGGAAUUAAUUAAUUCAUGCCUACCUGCACAGCAAAGGGAAUCAGUUCAUUGAUGCCUACCUGCACAGCAAAGGGAAUUAAUUAAUUCAUGCCUACCUGCACAGCAAAGGGAAUCAGUUCAUUGAUGCCUACCUGCACAGCAAAGGGAAUUAAUUAAUUCAUGCCUACCUGCACAGCAAAGGGAAUGAAUUCAUUCAUGCCUACCUGCACAGCAAAGGGAAUGAAUUCAUUCAUGCCUACCUGCACAGCAAAGGGAAUGAAUUCAUUCAUGCCUACCUGCACAGCAAAGGGAAUGAAUUCAUUCAUGCCUACCUGCACAGCAAAGGGAAUGAAUUCAUUCAUGCCUACCUGCACAGCAAAGGGAAUGAAUUCAUUCAUGCCUACCUGCACAGCAAAGGGAAUGAAUUCAUUCAUGCCUACCUGCACAGCAAAGGGAAUGAGUUCAUUCAUGCCUACCUGCACAGCAAAGGGAAUGAAUUCAUUUAACUGUGGAUUUAAAAUACAGUGAAUGUUAUGUGUUGUCUCAAUGUAAAACUACACCACAAUGGAAGAUUCCUUAAAAACAACACUCCAUCAGGGAGAAAGAGAGAGGCAGGUGGGGGAGUGAUGUAGUGAUGUUUUUCCAUUGAACAUUGAACAUUUAAAUAUGAAAUCAAUUUUAGUUUUUUAUAUGCCAAAGAAAAUGAAAGUGGUUCUUUGUUUGUUUUUCUCUUUCCUAUCCAAUAAAUAAAAAACAAACAAGUCA